CCCCGGCGCGGUUCAGUUUCCGGGCGAGAGUCGCGCAGUCCGCCCGAGCCGCGCCGCGACUUGUUUUAACGUUUUAGAUAGUCAAUUCCAACUAAUCAUCAUGCUGAUAGGACUCGUCCGUGACUCUGUUCUGCAGUGCUUCUGCCACUCGUGCCGCGCUCCGGUGCUGCCGGCAGCGCACCGGAGGUCAGCGCCGGCCAAGAAGCCCGUCGGCAAGCCGCGGACCAAGCAGCCCAAGAAGGUUAAGUUUAUCACGACCGAGAUCCGCUGCCAGGAGAUGUCGAAGGGCGGGCUGGCCUACGAGGUGAUCCUGGCGGAGCCGGUGGGCGCGCCCGCCCCCAAGCGCGCCGACUCGCCGGAGAAGUCGCCCACUGUGGAGGAGAUCCAGGAGAAACUCAAAGCGGCUGAGGAGAGGAGACGUAGUCUGGAAGCGAGCAAGAUGGCGGCGAUCGCGUCCAAGAUGGCGAAGAUCGAGGAGGCGUCGCGCAUCCGCAGCGAGCAGACCAACACUUUCAUCUCCAGCACCAAGGAGGCGCUGGACGCCAAGAUGGAGACUCAUGAGGAGAAGCGCGAGGCCUACAUCAACGAGCUGCGGGCCCGCCUGAAGGACCAUUUAGAGGGGGUGGAGAAGACCAGGUUGACGCUGGAGCAGCAGACGGCGGAGGUCUACAAAGCUAUUGAAGACAAGAUGAACACGGCGGCGGCGCAGCGCGACGAGAACAUCAAGAAGAUGCUCGAGCGCCUCCGCGAGCACGAGGAGCAAGUGCGCAAGGUGCGUUCCGGCAACCAGGAGCGCUUCCAGCAGCUCGAGGACUCCAUCCAGGCCAAGCUCACGCAGGCGGCCGGGCGCCGGCAGCUCAUCGAGGCCGAGCAAAGGGAGAAACUGCGCACCUAUAACUCGAAGCUAGCGGACGUGCGCUCCACAAUGACGGCCAAGGUCGAGGAGAUCACCAAAGACAUUGAGACCAAGUUGACGGCCGCCGAACAGAACCGAGAGAAGGAGAUACAGAAGAGACUGGACUUCGUUAAGAAGGAGGAGCGGCGCGCCGAGCUGGUGCGGCAGAACAAGAGCGCGCGCGCCGAGGCCGACCCCGCCCCCACUUCCGGCUAGACGCGCCAUCGCUUACACUGACUUCCGGGACGCGCCAUAGACUAGCACACCACAGACAAGCGUCGCCAGUGGCGCCAAUAUCUGCUUGCUUGUCAUUUUUGAGUUUCCAAAUUUAAAUUCGAAUUUUAAACUGUGCAAAGGCAACGGUCGGUAUGACAAGUUUGCAGGUAUUAUUGGAAUGUUGUUGUAUACUUUUGACGCCGUAUUCCUUGUUCGUUUAUAUGUGCUACAGUCUCGCCUUUGAUGUUGUUUGGGUGGUUAUGGAUAUGGCGUCAAAAGUAUCUAGUGGUUAUGCAAAGUGGGAUUCAAUGUAAGCGGCAUAUCAAACCAAAUACAAGCCGAACGAAAUUAUUGAGUCUAGCUAGGAGCCAUCUCGGUUUACUGUCAGAAUACUGAAAGUUUAAGGAAUUGAGUUGAACUAAACACGUUGAGUACAAAAGAGGUAACUCUCAAACACAAGCGUACAAUGUCUUGACUGAAUAUCGCACAAAUAAGGCGGAUUUGUUGAGGAUCGGUACUUUAUCUUUAUGAUUAUUUAAAUCGCAGCGUCAGUGUAAGUAAAAGAGCGCCGCCAAUAUGGACGUUCAUAGUUGGUGCAGAGAGGGAAAUGUCUCUCAAGUACUUAUCUCGGUUCCAUAUCACGUUUGUAUUGGAUGAACUUACGUUAAAAGAUUGCAUAAUAUUCAUUUUGUAUCGUAAUUUUUCAUGCAAACUAAUCUCAUUAAUUCGUAAAAAAGUUUACUUUCCAUAAAUGUAUUAUUUCUUCCAAACUUCACCAGUUAUCGCAGUCAUACCCAUGGCCUAUGUAAAAAAUCGUGUGAUCUCACGUAGCAACAGCUUUAGUCAAACCUAUUAUGUACUGGAGGGCGAAUGAAGUCGAAGAUUAAGAUGGAUGAAACUAUCUUUAGUUGUUAGUCAUAUAAUUAUAUCAUUAAUUUUAAUGUUUAUUAUACGCAGCAGUAUUUUAGGGAAAUAUAAUCUCGGUAAUUUUAAGUUCGUCCCAUAUAAUUAUACAUACCUAUGUAACAUUUAACAUUUACUUUUUCCGUUACGCUACUGACUGUCUAUUUUUAAAUUUUAAUAACACGUUGUCGAUUAGUUAACACGGUAGGUGGAGGGCCAGCCAUGAGCUAAGUCUCUCGAAUUUUAAUGUUUUUAUUCUCAACAAUUUAAGACGUUAGUACAAUUUGAUGUAGUCUUGAUUAUCGUGACUUAGUUACUGGAUGGCCCUUUUUAGUUCGCAAGGAGGGGGCGCCACCGUCGCUCCGUGGCUCAUGUUCUCUUUAUUACCACAUCAUUUCAUGUCAUCAACAAUAUCAUCACUUAUUUUCACAAUCACAGUCGAACAAUAAGAAAAUGCAAUAAGUCGGAAACAAAUAGACGAAACGAAUCAACGGAAGUGCCUCAGUAUUUUUCAUAAUCGGCUCACUUGUGACGGAAUAUAUCAGAUGUAACUUAGAAACUGCCUUUCAUAGCGUUUUUAUAUUUUUUUAAAGUUAGACGGGGCGUGUGGGUGUAGUGAUGGUGUUUGGACACAAGCUGCUUCUGUGAUGUCGCUGGAGUGAUGCGAGCAGCCCUCAGGGCGUGUAGUGAAUGUAUGCGUCGAGAGGUGUGGGCUUCACGCGGGGUCGGCUUACGACGGAGAGGGAACGGAUAGUAUUUUAUAGUAUAUUUUUGGCAUUCAUUUAGCGUCGGUCUGUUUUAAAGAUAAUGAUAAUAAUUGUAUAUAUUUAUAAGAGAUGAUGUAUCUUGCUUGUGCGGCGAGGCUUGCGCUUGCUCUAUGUUAACGAACGCUGGGAAUAGGUGUAAAAUAAAGUAAGGGAGUAAAUGAUAAUUUUAAAGUAGCAGUGCAGCCGAAAGUCGACCUUACCACUUCGGCUUAGGAAAAAGGUGCACGCCACUUGAAAUGUAUCCUACUGUAGCUUGAUUCUCAGAAUGACAUGAAUAACCUCUAUGACCAAUUUGCCUUGAAUAAUGUGUAGCAUUUUAGAACUUUACGAUCUAAAGGAAUCAUGAGAUGCAACAAUGUAGCUUUCUGAUGAAGUAUUGUUUUUCACUUUUUUGCGUACUACUCGUCGCCUCCUAUCUCUUAUUAUAAUGUUAUUAUUAAUAAUUAAUUAUGUAUGUUAAUUUUAUAUUUUAUGUAAUUGAUGUGCUUCAGUUUGUGAGCUAUAUGAACAUUGCUGGUUGAAGUGCAGGCAACUUUUGUAGUUUCAUUGUCGUAUUGAAUAAAGUCAUAAAUUACAAAAUA
This is a messenger RNA of Plutella xylostella (diamondback moth), 3362 nucleotides long. It is a transcript of the gene stai, whose product is annotated as stathmin. The record is from RefSeq and is a predicted model, not a curated record. Gene Ontology annotation, cellular component: cytoplasm; neuron projection. Gene Ontology annotation, molecular function: tubulin binding. Lineage: Eukaryota; Metazoa; Arthropoda; Insecta; Lepidoptera; Plutellidae. Gene Ontology annotation, biological process: neuron projection development; microtubule depolymerization; regulation of microtubule polymerization or depolymerization.